Messenger RNA from Ectocarpus siliculosus, 4978 nucleotides. The record is from the annotation of a GenBank genome assembly. NCBI's taxonomy places the organism in Eukaryota, Phaeophyceae, Ectocarpales, Ectocarpaceae.
AUGCUGUCGCCACGGGGCGGCGGCAAGCGCAUCAUCGGCCUUACCGGCGGCGACGGGGCUGACGGGGCGGAGAAUAACGCCGAGAAUGGCGGCACCACUGCUGCCAACGGAAGCUACAACAAGACCUUACCGUCCCUGCUGCCGGCGCCGCCACCGCCGGCGGCGCAGCAGCAGCAGCGCGCCGGCGUCGCGACCAGGCAGGCGUCGGCCGCCAAGGCCGGGGACAAGCGGCUGGCAAAGACUCGCGCCGGCGCGGCCGGCGGCGGCAGCGGCGCCUCGGCCGGAUCCACCCUGUUCCCGCUGGCUCCCAACGCGGUCGCCGCCGGCACCGACUCCUCUCCGGGAACCCCGCCCGAGCUUGCCAAGGGCGUCAGCGGGGGAUGGACCAGCGCCACGAGGCAGGGCACCGGUUCGUCGGAGUCCGAGAGCGGGAUCGCGCGCGUGGAGGGAAGGAAGAGGUGGCAAUCCGUCGACGGCAGGGCGGACGACGGCGGUGGAGACGGCCGCCUUCAAGGAGCCUCCGCGCGAGCUCCUGCCACCAGCGGCAGGGGCGCCAGGCGCGGGGGCGCCGCCGCCGGUGGGACCAGGGGGGGCGGCAAGCGCGGGGGGGCUGGGGGCGCCGUGGAUGCAGGCGGAAGAGGCGGCGGAGGAAGAGGAGCGGAGGGGAGGGACGCCGGCAAGGGCGGGCGGCGGGUGUCUGCCGGCGCCAGAAGUGGCUACAGCAGCAGCAGCGACCUCGCCGGCAAUCCGGCGGCGCAUCCGAGCGCGGCGCCUUCGGCAGCGGCAGCGGCCAACGGCACCUCGCGGGCCCUGAGCGACAGAGAUCACGGCCUGCUUGGCGUUUUCUUGAACACCGUGAAUGAGUUCCUGCCGCUCAUCAGCAGCGACGUCGUCGCCGCAAUGCGCGACGACAUCGUCGUGGACGGGAUGAACGGGGCGAGCAAAAAGCGCCGCAGGCUGUCUCCGGGGUCUGGCGGUUCCGACACUGACUUCGAAAGGUUCGCGCGUAGCUCUCUCAUCGAGGCUGCCCUGAGCGUGGGCGCCCUGGUGACGAGGGACCGGGUGGCGGCGGUGGGUUUCGCGGAGAACGCCCGGCAGCUGCUGAAGGAGAUCUUCGACGUCCCCAGCGAGGAGGCCGCUAGCGCGUUCUUGUGCCUGGCCUACUUCAACACGUACAGCGGGGAGGCGCUCCGCGCAGACCUGUACUUGGUGCAGGCGCACAGCUUCUGCCUCAACCUGCCGGAGUUCCCCCUGAACCUGGAGAUCUGCAUCGAGCACCUGAGCCACGGGCGGCUGAAGAUCGAGCUCCGCCCAAACUUCCACACGUGGGGAAACCGCCGCUACAGGGUCCUACACGUGGCCAACCACGUGCUGUCCAUGCUGACCCAGACGGGGGAUCGCGGCCUGCCCGCGGCCCUGCAGGCGGGUGACCCCCUCGCGUUCGAGGGGGGAGAGGCGGCCCUGCUCCGGUGCGUGGAGGAGCUGGUGACGUGCAUCAGGAUCAGCGAGAGGGACACGCUCGCCAGGCUCAUUUGCAGCUCCUUGGUGGGGCUGCUCCUCAUGCUGCUGGGCCGUCGCGAGGAGAGCAUCGCCGUCGCCGAGUCGGUUGCCGAAGGAGUGACCCCCACCCCGGCCAUCACUCGCGUCAUGCCCUUGUCCUGGAUCGCAACUACCGUAACUUCGGCCCUGCUGUUCAUCUACGAGAGGCACGGCGUGUACUCCCGCCUGUACGAGCUCGUGGCGCCCGCGCAGAGGCUCUCUGGCUCUGCGGGACAGGAACGCGAGUGCGCGCUGCCCCUCCCGGGGUCCGACGUGGGAGAAUACCUCAGGCACACCUGCAGGCCGUCCACCUUCUGCCAGCUUGUGGUGACCAUCUCGCGCCUGACGGACCGGGGCACCAAGAACUUUUGCCCCACCCCGGACGCCUCCCAGGGUGCGAGCCAAGAUGAUCGUUGGCCGGCCAUGUCCGGGCUCUUCAACAACACCGGGGGUGGCCUGGUGGGAUCGGCAGCGGCGGGAGCGGGCGCAAGGCGGGCAGAUGGAGGAGGAGGAGGAGGAGACACGAUGAGAGGGGGCGGCGUGCCCAGGGGGGCGGACGUCGACAAGGCGGAGGAGGAAUGCGCCGGCACGCAGCUGGCAGAGUUGCUUGCCUCCCUGCCCCCGGCAUCGCCGCCCAAGCUCUCGGGAUUGGUUGACGUGGAGUCGUACACUGACCUCCCGUCACACAUGGACGACUUGGCCGAGGGGGCAGCGCGCGGAGGCAGCGGCGGUCUCGGCGGCGGCGGCGGCGGCGGCAGCGGCGGCGGGGGAGGGGGAGCACAAGCGGAGCCGCGAGAAUCCGCCGCGCCUAGGCAGUCUAUUGGAGGUAGCGGUGGCGGCAGCGGCGGCGGCGGAGGCAGUGCGACUUCCGGCAGCAUGCGCCGAGGCCCGGGAGGGGUCAACGAGACGCGCUUGUCGUCGUCGUGCUCGCUGUCCUCUGCUUCGGCGGGUCCCCUCCACACGCUUCCCUCGCAACGCCAGGAAGACGUCCUCGGUAGCUCUGGCGACGGCGGCAGCGGCGGCGGCGGAGGCAACGCCAGAGAGUACCUAAAGGGCCCGCAGCGGCACGGCGACAGCGAUGACUUCGGCAUAUACGGCGAUGAUCUGCUAGGGUCCCAUGCUUUCGACUCUGAUCUGAUGAAACUGAUGACUGCCGAAGCGAUCUGACGACGCUACAUCCUGAAGGUCACAAGAUCUGAAUAUCGUUGCGUCGACACACACAUGGGGGCACGAAGGGGCCAGUCCGGGGGUAAAAAGGAGGGGGGGGUUCCCGUUUUUUUGUAGGUUUUAGGGGCCUUUUUUUUGGGGGGCGCGCGGGGGGGGGGGGGGGGGGGUGCAUUGCCAUCGUGUAGAUUUAUUCCCUGGAGUGGUGGUUUUCCUUGUCUACAUCCUUGUUUAUCUUCUGUUCUUGUGGAAGGUACGUCUGAAAUCGGCGAUGAACCCUUUCUUUUGUUCUUGUGAAAGGUACGUCUGAAAUCGGCGAUGAACCUUUCGAAGUGUGAGGUGUUGAGGCACAGUAGGGCUAGGGGAGGGGAGUGGGGGGGGUGUUCAAUCGAGAAUCAGGCCAGCUGUUUGAUGAGCUUUUUGUGCGAGUGCUUUACAUACAUUAUUGAUAUUUUUAUUUUGGAGUGCGUCGUUUAGUACAGCAGCAGUAGUGUAGUGGUUUUUCAUGUGGUGUUUUAUUCCAAUGUUGCAACGCAAGACUGCCGUUAAAUUGAAGUAUUCUACUCUGUGUUGUUUGUUCGAGAACGCUGCUGUUCCACUUUCUGCGUGCGGUUCCCCAGCAACCCACCCCUUUGCGAUUUGUGGAGAGUUUCGAUACGAAGAUCAAUCACAUAGAUUUCAGAUGUAUCAGUUUCAUGAGGCGAGCGCACUUAGGUUUUUGUCCCGUCCCUUAUCAACGUCGUGUUUUGCCCUUUGUCUUCAUUUCUGCUUGUUUUGGUGUGUUUUAACCCCGCUCACACCCCUCACACCCCAAAGAAAUUGCGUGAGGCUCGCUUUUUUUGGUUGUGCGUUGUGUUCGUUCGUUUGGCUGCGGUGAGAGUGGAGUAUGGGGCGCCGAUAUUCGAGUCCUUUGGCGGUGUCACGCCGUGUUCAUGUUUCCGAUUGUCGGUGAUGAUAGUAUUUAUUAUGUCCAGAGAUGUGCUCGUCGAAGCCCCUCGUGCCGCCACUGCCGCUGAGCUGUUGCACCACUGUACACCUCAGAAGAAGCCGCACCAGGCUUGGCUGAAACAGGUCCAUCAUCGGGUAGAGACUAAGCGGACGAUAAUGUCCGUCCGGUAGACGAGGGGACGAUCUUUUAAAGGGGCCUUUUCUUGGCCGUUGUUGCGGGCAACGAACACCAGGGCCAACCUUGUCGUUUGUGUGUUGUGGGGAACGGUCUCCUGUUCUAUUUAUUACGGGGUGUUGUUUGUGGGAGGGAUAAGACCGGCACGUACUAGCAUAGCGGAGUGUUCUUGGCCAUCCCUCCCGGGGAUUUUUCUAAUUUGGGUUUUCCGGCAGCUCUCAGACAUCGUCGGAGCAUGCGGUAGAAGAGUAGGCAUCGUCACAUCGACACUGUAUGUGUGUAGUCGUUACGAUUUAUUUUUGAGAACAAACCAGAGGAGGAGUUGGUUUCGUCUUAACCUGUCUGCGCGGCUGUCUGUCUCCGGGGGGCGUUUGCAAGAAGUUGCCCAUUUUGGUUGCGCAUGAGACAGUAGAUUUUGUAUAGAACACACACGGUGUAUAUCUUAUUCCUUGUUGGUCGGAAGACGAGCAUAUAGUCUAUUGCACGCACGUAGAUCCAAUCGAUGUGCCGUGGUUCACACUCAGAUCUCCUUAUCUCCCCGCGAGGGUCGGUGUACGUGGUGUCUCGUUUGAGAGCGCGCCAACCUCUCGCGGUUUUGUUUCUGUAGCACCCAACAGAGCAAAAGGUAGUCAUUAUUUUGCCGUAGCCAUGUGUGUCGGUUGCCCACGUGCUCACCGGGUGUUCAGCGUGUGAUGUAGCUCCUCUUGAUGUUGAAGUUCGUGCGCGAUGAAGUCUGUGUCUACGGGCUAUACCCGCGGCAUCGAACGCUGUUGAGGCAAACCCCGCUCACGGGUGUGACUUCUUCACGAUUACUCUCAACCUGGCUGCUUAUUCUCGGUUUGUUUGUUGUUCUCAAUUUGUUCGGUAAGGUUUGCACAGAGAGCCCGCAUGUAGUUAAGCCCUUGAUUUUUCCCCCUGAAGUUUUUGCAAAUCGCCCGUCUUGGGGAUGAUGGGCUUCCGCAGCGAGCGAUCGGCACAUCAUCAAUCCUGCUGGUGGAGGCAGCGGCAGAAAUAAGUUGCAGUCGACCACAUCUACCUGCAGUGUACUCGCUGUCUUGUUUGGUGGGUGGUUCUUCCUGAUGGGGUUGCAUAGAGUAUUUAUUGUGGGAUGGACGUCAAGAACGAUAUUCCAAUAACUACAUAUAAUAUCUU